Ostrinia furnacalis (Asian corn borer) is the source of this 956-nucleotide messenger RNA. RefSeq lists its product as uncharacterized. The coding region runs from base 229 to 912 and encodes 227 amino acids. The transcript has 4 exons. NCBI's taxonomy places the organism in Eukaryota, Metazoa, Arthropoda, Insecta, Lepidoptera, Crambidae. The record is from RefSeq and is a predicted model, not a curated record.
AAAAAACCUUUUAUGUAAAACCUCUACAUAGUUUAAAUAUUGAAAAGUAAAUGAAUAAUGACACUGACGCAUUUACGUAAAGAGAUGUCAUUCGGACAUUUUAUUUGUUUAUUUUCACGAUGAGUUUCGCAUUUUUUUCAUACACGUAGUGAAAAAUUGAGAAAAUGUUGCAAAUGUGCCAGUAAAAUAGUAUUUUAGCAAUCGAGGGCCCAGAGAUGACGUUGUAAAAUGUCCUUAACAAAAUUAAUUAAAGCUCCUAUAAAAUUAUUUAAGAAAGAAGUCAUCACCUUUCUUAUCAUUCGACGUCACGAUUUGGGCAGUCUCGAGGACAAACUACGCUACAUAUCCGUGAAGCCCACAGCCUCAGUUUCGGUGCUUCGCCAGAAAGUAUGGCACUUACUAGACUUGCCGGACUAUUGCGAGGAGGCGAUCGUGCUAAAGGCGGAUGAGACUAAGGAAAUACCUCUCACGGAGUUGCGCAAAGGCAACGACCCUCAACACCCAUACAUAUUGGAAGUAUGGUUGCCCGGAACAGCAUUGCAAUCAACAACAUCAAUGCGUAAUAACAUGCUGACAAUGGGCACUGGCGAGAGCUUUACCAGCGACUUGACCGAGGGUACUUGCGACAAACAAGACACCUCUGGAAACGGUGCUGCUAAUGCUACUUCCGCAAUAUCUAAAGAGACGGUCGCGUUGAAUGGCCUAAGAUUUCCAGACAACAAGUGCAUGAAUUUGUUACACUCUGAUUACAAGAAAUCUGAGAUAUCUUGCCGUAUCUCUAGCACUACCUUGUUCAAAUUGAACAGCAGGAAGAAUCGAGAUAGCUUCACGAAUAUUCUCCUGAAAAUCCAAAGCGAUUUAUGUACUUUGAGCAACAAAUUGUCCAAUUUGGAAAACAGAAUCCCAAUGUGAAUAUGUAUUUUUGUCAACUUGCAAGUUUCAAUAAAAGGAAUUUA